Ornithodoros turicata is the source of this 816-nucleotide messenger RNA. RefSeq lists its product as uncharacterized. The transcript has a single exon. NCBI's taxonomy places the organism in Eukaryota, Metazoa, Arthropoda, Arachnida, Ixodida, Argasidae. Gene Ontology annotation, molecular function: nucleic acid binding. Gene Ontology annotation, biological process: DNA integration. Bases 1 to 816 code for a protein of 271 amino acids. The record is from RefSeq and is a predicted model, not a curated record.
AUGCCUGAUAUCUCCGCCGCAACUGUCGCCGCUACCUUCACGAGCACGUGUGUUGCUCGCUUCGAAGUGCCCUCCACUAUCACUACUGACCGUGGGCGGCAGUUUGAGUCGUGUUUAUUCAGCGCCCUCACCACCUUACUGGGAUCUCAACGCAUUCGGACCACUUCCUACCAUCCGGCGUCAAACGGCAUGGUGGAACGAUUCCAUCGACAACUCAAAGCCGCCCUCAAGGCACACCCCAACCUCACCUCUUGGACGGAAGUUCUUCCUGUCGUCCUGCUCGGCCUCCGUUCAGUCUUCAAGCCGGACUUGGGGUGCACCGUAGCAGAGCUCGUUUACGGGACAACUCUGCGACUACCUGGAGAAUUCCUCGUGUCCCCCAAGGCUACUCCCCCGCCAGAUCCAGCAGACUACGUUUCCCGGCUCAAAGCCAUAUUUGACCAGCUUCGCCCGGCACCCCCUCGUCAACCAUCCUCCUCCAGGCUUUACGUGCACGACGACCUGGCGACGUGCACACACGUUUUCGUACGCGUCGACGCUGUCCGAAAGCCACUACAGCCCCCUUAUACUGGUCCCUAUCAAGUCGUCAGCCGCACUUCCAAAUUCUUCUCCCUCAUCAUCAACGGCAAGCAAGAGCAAGUCUCCAUCGACCGAUUAAAGCCUGCAUACAUUGAGGCUCCUGCUGCUGACCUCACGGCUGCUCUGGUCUCCACCCCUCACUCCGUUUACCAGCCUGCCGUUCCCCAUUCAGCAAAGUCCGUCCACUGGGCCCCUGUCCUGGUGACGCACCGCUCUUGCGUUUCACCAACGCGCUAA